AUGAUGGUGAAAGAUGUUGCUGAGGUUCGUACAAAGGAUUCUACGGAGGAAUCGACAGUCGGUAGUUUUGGCCAGUCACAGAGCGAUGCGAAUUCUGAUCAAGUUACUAAGGAGGGAAAAGUAGAAUUUGAAGAAACGGCUAAGAAUUUGAUUGAACCAAAGCUGAAAACAGCAGGUGAACAAACACCUGGUGCAACGACGGCGGGUUUUUCUGAGGAAGGAGCGAAAUCAGGGCAAACCAGUGAAGGCGCCUUUGUUCAGCCACAUUCCGAGGAAACUGUUGCUACUGAUCCUGGUGAUGUGGCGAAAUCUGACUUAUUAACGGAUAGGUCAAUGCCGGAAUCCCUAGGCAAGGCUCACACACCAGCCAAAGGCACCCCCGUCUCAGAAGAGGACGACCGGUCAUCGGACAACGACGAGGUAAUCGAAUCCGCAAGGGAUGCAGCGCAGCCAGCUGUAGACAAAUUGCGAGUUUCCGUUGACAAUAUUGCUGCAAAGUAUACCAGCGAACGGAUGCGCCGAAAAGUUCUCGCCCAGUCUCAAACUAUUGAAAAUGCGAUUCGUGAUCAAUUGAAGGAGGAGGUGGAAGAAGCCAAUGACAGGGUGGCUUUCGAGGUGCACGGCUGCAUCAUUCGCGUUUUUUCUUUGGCUACAGCAGUACCUCGCUCACCAACAGUUAUGCCUCUGGGUCCCAUUUGCUUGUGCACGAUUGUUGUGGCUGGUUCAAACGCUCCUUCAGUAUAUGAAAGCAAGGGAGAAGUGCCGUACGCGGUGGUAUAG
Molecule: messenger RNA, 780 nt
Organism: Soboliphyme baturini
Lineage: Eukaryota; Metazoa; Nematoda; Enoplea; Dioctophymatida; Soboliphymatidae
Source: the annotation of a GenBank genome assembly